AUGGACUCCAAGUAUAAAACUGUCAUACAGGGUGAGGCUUCGGAAUCCGACGAUGAAGAAGAAUACUUUAAUGAAGAGCCAAAGUCCGUUGUUGUUGAUGGAGAAGCCCCAGAAUCCGAUGAAGAAGAAAUCAACACAGGCAAUAGUCCUACAAAGAAAGAGCUGCCUCAGUUGAAGCUAAAUGAACAUUCAUCCCCAUUUGAAUCAGUGGAUGACCUUACAAGUGUUCCAACAUUGUCUCCAAAAUAUGCUGGACGUCCAAAAUAUGACAACGUUCUCAAUAAAAAAUUAUGGGAGAGUAAUCUUUCAUUAUGUAAUAACUUAAAUGGACUAGUUGGCCAGAGUUACCUGUCAGCAGCUAAAGAAAUCACCAACUGUUGCCAACAGCUAUCAAAGUCACAUGCCUCUCUCCAGGAUGUCAGCCACAACAUGAGAUUGAUGACAAACGACUGCUUCAACCUGCAAGAUCUCUUUGACACAGUCACCACCUGUACCCUUCUACCAAAUAUUCUCCUGCCAGCAAAGCCAACAAUGGCUGCAGCUUCAUUACCUCCCCAGCCAGAUUCUGCAUCAUUGUCAGCUGCCACAUCCGUUUCAUCUGUAGAUACGUCAGCAGCAAUCCCUGGGGCUGAUGUUUCCUAA
This is a messenger RNA of Candidula unifasciata, 642 nucleotides long. The record is from the annotation of a GenBank genome assembly. Lineage: Eukaryota; Metazoa; Mollusca; Gastropoda; Stylommatophora; Geomitridae.